Saccharomyces paradoxus is the source of this 999-nucleotide messenger RNA. It is a transcript of the gene TDH1, whose product is annotated as glyceraldehyde-3-phosphate dehydrogenase (phosphorylating) TDH1. Gene Ontology annotation, biological process: glucose metabolic process. The record is from RefSeq and is a predicted model, not a curated record. The transcript has a single exon. Gene Ontology annotation, molecular function: NAD binding; NADP binding; oxidoreductase activity, acting on the aldehyde or oxo group of donors, NAD or NADP as acceptor. The coding region runs from base 1 to 999 and encodes 332 amino acids. Lineage: Eukaryota; Fungi; Ascomycota; Saccharomycetes; Saccharomycetales; Saccharomycetaceae.
AUGAUCAGAAUUGCUAUCAACGGUUUCGGUAGAAUUGGUAGAUUAGUCUUGAGAUUGGCUUUGCAAAGAAAGGACAUUGAGGUUGUUGCUGUCAACGAUCCAUUUAUCUCUAACGACUAUGCUGCUUACAUGGUUAAAUACGAUUCUACUCAUGGUAGAUACAAGGGUACUGUUUCCCAUGAUGACAAGCACAUUAUCAUUGAUGGUAUCAAGAUCUCUACCUACCAAGAAAGAGACCCAGCUAACUUACCAUGGGGUUCUCUAAAGAUUGAUGUCGCUGUUGACUCUACCGGUGUCUUCAAGGAAUUGGACACCGCUCAAAAGCACAUUGACGCUGGUGCCAAGAAGGUUGUUAUUACUGCACCAUCUUCUUCUGCUCCAAUGUUUGUUGUUGGUGUUAACCACACUAAAUACACUCCAGACAAGAAGAUUGUUUCCAACGCUUCUUGUACCACCAACUGUUUGGCUCCAUUGGCCAAGGUCAUCAACGAUGCUUUCGGUAUUGAAGAAGGUUUGAUGACCACUGUCCACUCCAUGACCGCCACCCAAAAGACUGUUGAUGGUCCAUCCCACAAGGACUGGAGAGGUGGUAGAACUGCUUCCGGUAACAUCAUUCCAUCCUCCACUGGUGCUGCCAAGGCUGUCGGUAAGGUCUUGCCAGAAUUGCAAGGUAAGUUGACCGGUAUGGCUUUCAGAGUUCCAACCGUCGAUGUUUCCGUCGUCGACUUGACUGUCAAGUUACAAAAGGAAGCUACUUACGACCAAAUCAAGAAGGCUGUUAAGGCUGCCUCUGAAGGUCCAAUGAAGGGUGUUUUGGGUUAUACCGAAGAUGCUGUUGUCUCAUCUGACUUCUUGGGUGACACUCACGCUUCCAUCUUCGAUGCUUCCGCUGGUAUCCAAUUGUCUCCAAAGUUCGUCAAGUUGGUUUCCUGGUACGAUAACGAAUACGGUUACUCCGCCAGAGUUGUUGACUUGGUUGAAUAUGUUGCCAAGGCUUAA